This is a messenger RNA of Ceratitis capitata (Mediterranean fruit fly), 955 nucleotides long. RefSeq lists its product as uncharacterized. The record is from RefSeq and is a predicted model, not a curated record. Lineage: Eukaryota; Metazoa; Arthropoda; Insecta; Diptera; Tephritidae. The transcript has 3 exons. The coding region runs from base 125 to 526 and encodes 133 amino acids.
UUCAAUUAAAAUUAAACCAUUUUUAAUAAAAUCCACCAUAAAAUUUUAGGCGAGGCAAUAGGUAAACUUACAAAUAAAUAAAUAAACAAAAAAAUAAAAGAUAUACGGAUAAACAACCUUCAUAAUGCCAACAAUAUCAAAUCGCUUUAAUAACAAAUUACCUUUUGUUUGGUUAACGAUUGUGUUGUUAUUGUUAUUGCAAUGUUGCAAUUGCGCACUGGGCUCACCAAUGUUAUACAAAAAAAAUCCACAAGACAAAUACGAAGCAGAUCUUGUGCCCGUUUCAUCAACUGUCAUACCGCUAACAGUGCUUGAGGUCAGCUAUGGCUUGGGUGGCAAACCAAGUGAAGAGUAUAAACAAGCCUAUUUGAAGAAAUUACGCAAAAAGGUUCAGCUCAAACAGCAUGCAAAAUUGACCCAAAAACAAUACGAUGGAGAUGAAGCUGAAUUAGCAGAUCCCGACACGCUCAUAACAAUCAAAAAGAAACAUAACGACACCAAUAAAGCCAAAGUCAAGGGCAUCUAAAGCAAUUGAAGAUGUCAAUAAUGGCACGAUGGCAGCACGAGAGCGAUUGGAGCGUCAUGAUUCUGGUUGGGAUGGCAUUAAACCAGUACAUCAGCAUAAUAGAAAUACAAAUAACAGCAAAACGAAGAGCAAAGAGCGUUGCGUAGUGUGACAAUUUGACAGCAAGCUAUAUCGAAAUCAUAGAGACUCGCAGCGUUUUAGAUGGCGAUAUGCCAUCAUCAUCAUCUUCACGACCGGCUCUCUAUGUGCGGGGGUGGGUUUUGGACUUUUAAGUGCAUUGCUUGUUACUGCUUUUCAUUUCUGUGCAAGCAAUCUGUUUUCAACAGCAGCAGUCAUCGAUGAUGUCACCAUGCUUCAACACCGCUACGUUUAAACUUACGCGCGUUGAAUACAAUAUUCGACAAACAACAUAAAAAUAUGUAAUAAAAA